UUUUAAUUAAUCAAAACAUCCUAUCCUUCCCAUUCCAUUUCUCCAAGUUUCGGUGCAUUCACUGAACCCAACCAACAAAAAAAAAAAAAAAAAAAAAAUCAACAGAACUUGUUCAUCACACAUUUUUCUGGUUUCCAGAAUCUCUCUGUAACUCCACCAUUUCAUUUUCUCUCUCCUAGGGUUUUGCAUUAAUUUGUAUAAUCAACCAUGAAAAUUCAAUGUAAUGUCUGUGAGACGGCCGAGGCGACCGUACUUUGCUGCGCCGAUGAAGCCGCCUUGUGCCAUGAUUGCGAUGAGAAGGUUCAUGCUGCUAAUAAGCUUGCUAGUAAACAUCAGCGUGUUUCUUUGUCCAACUCUUCUUCUCACAUGCCCAAUUGCGAUAUUUGCCAGGAAACAGUUGGCUACUUCUUUUGCCUUGAAGACCGAGCUUUACUUUGCAGGAAGUGUGAUAUUUCCAUCCACACUGCAAAUGCCUUUGUCUCAACCCAUCAAAGAUUUCUAUUAACUGGAGUAAAAGUGGGACUUGAGCCCACGGAACCUGGUUCUUCUUCUUCUGUAGGGAAAAGUCAUUCUGGAGAGAAAGUCUCGGAUGGUGAAAAUCGUGCUACACUAAAGAGGAGUGCUCCUGCAUCAACCACCACUGAAUAUGCCAAAGCUGACCCUGUUCAAAGAGGAAUUGAGGCUCUUAUGCCAUCUAAGAGGAGCAUGACAAAGCUAGUGGCCAGUGAAUUUCCCAAAAUUCAACCUGUGCAAAGUAGUGCUCUUGAGGACAUAACUCAAUCUAGAAUGACUGUAGCUGGUGGUUCUGCUGCAGGAACCCUGCCUCAGUGGCCCAUGGAUGAGUUUCUUGGACUGAAUGACUUCCAAUUAAAUUAUGGUUUCCCCGACAAUGGAUCAUCAAAGGCUGACAGUGGCAAGCUUGGAGACUCCGACUCUUCAAUUCUAAGGUCCAUAGAAGAUGAUUUGGAUAGCGAUGAUCGGUUGGGCCAGGUUCCAGAUGUUUCUUGGACAGUGCCCCAGGUGCCAUCACCACCCACUGCGUCAGGACUGUAUUGGCCCAAAUCGUCUCAGCACAUGGUUGACAAUGCUGUGUUUGUGCCCGAUAUAUGCUGGCCACAGGGGCCAAAUUACUUCCAGUAAACGCCGUGAUGGUAAAAAUGCAGUGCUAGCCAAUCUAUUUAGGUUUAUACUAUUUAAAUCUAGCAGGUCGACCUAGUGGUUUAGGUAUCAACAUAGUUUAGUGUAAUAUUCUUGUGGUGUACUCAAAUGUGCUAGGGAUUUGUUAAUUUUUCAAAAAAUGUCUGAUGAUGGUUGGGACUUCACAAUAUGAUGUAUCUUUAUAAUAACUUAUUCAUAAGGGGGGAAAAAAAUAUAGAAUCUGUAUUCGAAGUGGGGAAAGUAAAUACGCCACAAGACUGGAAAGACCUGUUAAUGUUGUGAGAACAACUUUAUUUUUUCGCUUUAUGUUUUUUAUUUUAUUUUUCGAGCAAAUUUCACUUUAAGUCAUUCUGUUCAAAUUUA
Molecule: messenger RNA, 1521 nt
Organism: Chenopodium quinoa (quinoa)
Lineage: Eukaryota; Viridiplantae; Streptophyta; Magnoliopsida; Caryophyllales; Amaranthaceae
Product: B-box zinc finger protein 22-like
Exons: 3
Coding region: 208-1140 (310 amino acids)
Biological process (GO): regulation of DNA-templated transcription; photomorphogenesis
Cellular component (GO): nucleus
Molecular function (GO): zinc ion binding
Source: RefSeq, a predicted model, not a curated record